Messenger RNA from Stegostoma tigrinum, 1902 nucleotides. RefSeq lists its product as uncharacterized. The coding region runs from base 355 to 1167 and encodes 270 amino acids. Lineage: Eukaryota; Metazoa; Chordata; Chondrichthyes; Orectolobiformes; Stegostomatidae. The transcript has 7 exons. The record is from RefSeq and is a predicted model, not a curated record.
AUCAGAGCUGUCAGUGCCAGGAGACGGCUGGUCCCCACAAGAGCAGCGCUUACUUUGACUCCUUUAGCUGUGAAUAAAAUUAAACAGCUGUUACAGGAAAAACCAGAAUACAUGCUGCCAGGCCUGCUGAGCUUUUCCAGCAACCUGAAGCUCACUGCCCGAAAGGCAGUGUUUUUUUAAGUAUUUUUGAUGAACUUUUAAAACACAAUUGUAUGGAAGAUGAUGGGUCAAGUACUAGAAAAUUGGACCAGAUUGGAUUGAAGAUUGGAGUCCGAACCAGAGGAUGCAAUGGUUUGUCUUACACUUUAGAAUACACAAAGGAGAAAAGAGAAUCAGAUGAAGAGGUAGUCCAGGAUGGUUUCGGAAUUAUUACUUGCCAUUGAAAGUUUAAGCAAGGGGCGGCUAAGGCCUUACAUCGAACAGAAGCAUGUGAAAGAAGAAUCAGAUCAGAAGAAGCUCCAGUUUUCCAAUAUGAAGAUGUCUACAACAAAUGAGAAUCUGCUUACAAAAACAGUAAAAUUACCAGAAUAUAACAAUAUUAGAUGUGGUGCAGCAAAAACAUUUGCAGCACCCCCUCAACGAAGCAUUUUUGAAUGUAAUAUUGAUGCAAAAUCUCUUAAAUGGAACAUAGACACAAAAUUGCAAGUUAAUCAAAAAGGAAAGCUUGUAUGUAAUUGGCCCCAAAAGCCCAAACUUGAUAAUCGAUUUGACCGAGGUAUUGGUCCACUACGGAAGAAAACUGUACAAUCAUUUAAUAGAGACAUUAUACCCUCAUCCUACUUAAAACCACUUACACCAGAAAAAAAUAGAAAACAAAGGCCAGCUGCUGAAAAGACUCGUCAAGUCAGAAACACAUGUCCAAAUAUCAAAUCGUUUCUAAUUCGUUCCCGAAUACAGAAGUCAACGUUAGCAGGGCCAAUUCACUAUGAACCCUUCCUUGGCUUGAAAGAUUUACAGUGGAAGUUAUAUAAAGGAGCUUUGAGAAGACAAGCACCUGAAGUGCUAAUGGAUGAACGUAAAUGCAUAAUACAACCCAUUCUAACAAGUGGUCCUCGUAAAGGAAGUUUUUCUGUUCCUUUGAUCUGUAAAGACAGAUUUGACUUGGAAGCAGUUUGGAUUGGACUGGCACCCUCCAAGGACACACACAACAGUUUGUCAGGAAUGUGAUUGAACCUGCAUAACCCUCCCACGGUACUGUCCCUCUAACAGUCUAGAACUCCUUCAUUACCUUACUGGAGCUACGAUAUUGAUUUCAAAUGGGACUUGAAUCCACACAUUCCUUCUUUGAGUUUAGUGUGAUAUAAAAAUGCAGAAAUUAAAGCAUUAGAAGCUACUACAGAAAAUAGUACAGUGCUGGUCUAAGACAGUGGAAGAGCUUCUAUGGGACUGCUAGGAAUCAAUAAACUACUAAGCAGCUAAGUAUGCCACUACUGUUACAGACUUCAUUAGCAAGUACAUAGAAGAGUGUUGUCUGGAACAGGGUGUCUCUAAGACCCUUCAGACUCCUCAACCAGUGUAUACAAUAUUAAUUUACCCAGGCACCUCAGAAUGUAUCAGGAAAUGACUACACAGCACAAGUCUGCAGUCAGUGAACCAGGUUGCUACUUUAUUUGAAGACAACAAAAGUUGAGUUAAAUUUUACAUUUUUAACAACAAUUGGUAAUACUUCCCAGAAGGUUUUAAUUAAUGAAUGUGGAUAUAGAAGUCCCCAAAUUUAUUUCAAGACAUGGUCUGAGAGAAAUAAAAAUUUUAUCAGUGUAAAAGAAUAGGUGACGUUUUAGCUCAGACAAUGCAUGUUAAGUGUGAGGCCUUGCUUAGAAUCUGUUUUUUUAGUUUGGAAUUAGACUGGUUUUAUUUCUAAAGUGGGAAUUUAUAAAACGCCAUAUUGACUGACUGUGAAUU